GCCGCCGCCGCCGCCGCCGUCGUUCGCGCCGCCCGAGCCCGGUCCUCCGCGCCCCCUGCCCUGCCCCGCCAUGGCCAACGUGGCCGACACCAAACUCUACGACAUCCUGGGGGUGCCCCCGGGCGCCAGCGAGAACGAGCUGAAGAAGGCAUACAGAAAGUUGGCCAAGGAAUACCAUCCUGAUAAGAAUCCAAAUGCGGGGGACAAAUUCAAAGAAAUCAGUUUUGCAUACGAAGUUCUCUCAAAUCCCGAGAAACGCGAGCUAUAUGAUCGCUAUGGAGAGCAAGGCCUUCGGGAAGGUAGCGGUGGAAGUGGCGGAAUGGACGAUAUUUUCUCUCAUAUUUUUGGCGGGGGGUUGUUCAGCUUCAUGGGUAGUCAGAGUAGAAGUCGUAAUGGCAGAAGAAGAGGCGAAGACAUGAUGCAUCCACUCAAAGUAUCUUUAGAAGAUUUAUAUAACGGCAAGACAACAAAACUACAACUUAGCAAGAAUGUUCUCUGUAGUGCGUGCAAUGGGCAAGGUGGUAAGUCCGGAGCCGUGCAGAAGUGUAGUGCUUGUCGGGGCCGAGGUGUGCGCAUCAUGAUCAGACAGCUGGCUCCCGGGAUGGUACAGCAGAUGCAGUCUGUGUGCUCCGAUUGCAAUGGUGAAGGGGAGGUAAUCAAUGAAAAGGAUCGUUGUAAAAAAUGUGAAGGGAAGAAAGUGAUAAAGGAAGUAAAGAUUCUUGAAGUUCAUGUAGAUAAAGGCAUGAAACACGGGCAGAGGAUUACAUUUACUGGUGAGGCAGACCAGGCCCCAGGAGUGGAACCAGGAGAUAUUGUGCUUCUACUACAAGAAAAAGAGCAUGAGUCAUUCCAGAGAGAUGGGAACGAUUUGCAUAUGACACACAAGGUAGGACUCGUUGAAGCUCUCUGUGGAUUCCAGUUCACGUUCAAGCACCUCGAUGCCCGUCAGAUUGUCGUGAAAUAUCCUCCUGGCAAAGUCAUCGAACCAGGCUGUGUCCGGGUUGUUCGAGGCGAAGGAAUGCCCCAGUAUCGUAAUCCUUUUGAAAAAGGUGAUCUUUAUAUAAAAUUUGAUGUGCAGUUUCCUGAUAACAACUGGAUUAGCCCAGAGAAGCUAUCUGAACUUGAAGAUCUUCUGCCAGCUAGACCAGAAGUUCCCAGUGUGAUUGGUGAAACAGAAGAGGUAGAUCUCCAGGAGUUCGAUAGCACUCGUGGUUCAGCAGGUGGUCAGAGACGCGAGGCUUAUAACGAUAGCUCUGAUGAGGAGAGCAGCCACCAUGGACCCGGAGUACAGUGCGCCCAUCAGUAAACGUAGAGGAAAAAAGUUGCACAGAAGGAUUUCCUUUCCAAUUUUGCCUGAUUUGUUGUCAGCAAUCCAGCUGGAUUGUUAAGCAAUCCAGAUGAACUGAUGGACAUCUGUUGCUCUAUGUGUAACUUUUAAAAUUGGUUAUAGUAUCUACAGAGUGUAUAAUUUAAACUAACCACAAAGCUUUACAUCUUCAUUUUGACCGUCCUGUAGCAGAAUAAAAGCACUUGAAAGGAAAACCAGACAACUCCCUUUCACAUGGAUUCUAAGUUUCAGUCCUCAGUAUCUGUGCUUGAUUUUUACCAGUUUUGUGUCGAUUUUACGUUUCCUAUUUUAAAUCCUACAUUGUAAAGUUUGUGUACAAUUCAUCCCGAAGCUUUGUAUUUGGCUGCACUUGCAUAAGCUGCUACAAAUAGAAUAAAGAAUUUCAUAGCCUGUAUCUAUCAUUUAGAUGCAUGGUAAAUGGGCUUUGCACACAAUGGGUUUGGAGCUGACUGGGAACAAUGGAAGACUAAGUUAGAAGUGGUUGUAAAGUUUUUUUUUUUUUGGUUUUGUUUUCUUUUUUUUACCAUCUUGUGAAAGGUUUCUGAAACGCGAUAAUAAAAGCAGUUGAUGUAUAAAUAUUCCCGGUGUCACAUUUUUAAAAGUAUGGACAAGUUUUAACAGUUCUUAUAAAACCCAUUGGAGUGAGGUUUCAUGCUUCAAGCCCUUACCGAGUUUUUUAAAGGAAAGCUGGAUGGUGGUAGAAACAGGCUUUGUUGGUAUCAUAAUGGCAUUUUGUAUGUAGUGUCAGCCAAAGGUAAUGUGUUAAAUGAAUAGUAAUGUUUAUAGCAUUGCUGGCCAGGCUAACGUACACCUCUUUCCCCCCCUGCUUUGUAGGGAUUCAUUGAGAUUAUGGGGGGGGGGGGGGGGCGCUGUCUAGAUACUACUAAUCUCAACUGGGCAACAGAAAUGGUGACUUCAUAGCCCUUGUGCUGUGUCUGUGUGUGUAAUAAAUAACUUGGUCAUCUAUCUUCCACUCUAGUUGAAAUUUGAAGUGGAAAUAAUUUUAAAAGUUAGGCUGAUGCAACAAGAAAUAUCAGGUAAAGUUAAAUACAAUUUGAAAUUGUAAGACUUUUUUUGCAAUUGAAUGUAAUGUGUUUCCUCCCAAACUCCGGGUUAAAACUGUCAAGAAACAUUGAAGGGAAAUAGUAGAAGUUAAACGGAUUUUCUUGGAUGCUACUAAAUCUGUGUAGGGAUAGGAGGGAGACAAUAAAAAUCAAAUCUGAAUUUGAAUAUUUUGACAUCCAUUCUUUAGCCUGGACAAUCAUGAGUUCUUUAUAAGCAGGAGGAUUAGAAGAGGGAUGAGGAAGUUCCCAGGAAGAACUUGCUCUCAAGCAGUAGCCAAGGAAAGAGUGGUUUAUUGUGUUGAGGUUUAGUCAGCAGAAAGACUUCUGAAGACAACCUUGGCUAAAAUUGACACAGUUGGAGAGUUGUUGUAUCCAAGGCUACAUCCCCGCAAACAUUUAACUCUGAAGUAAGAAAUGCAACUUCUUUAUCAACUUGUGAACUUAAAAUAAAGGUUUAUGCAACAUUAAA
Ornithorhynchus anatinus (platypus) is the source of this 2881-nucleotide messenger RNA. RefSeq names its product DnaJ heat shock protein family (Hsp40) member A2 (gene DNAJA2). Gene Ontology annotation, molecular function: Hsp70 protein binding; ATP binding. Gene Ontology annotation, biological process: protein refolding; response to heat. The transcript has 9 exons. The record is from RefSeq and is a predicted model, not a curated record. NCBI's taxonomy places the organism in Eukaryota, Metazoa, Chordata, Mammalia, Monotremata, Ornithorhynchidae. The coding region runs from base 71 to 1306 and encodes 411 amino acids. Gene Ontology annotation, cellular component: cytoplasm; cytosol.